AGAAGUACUAUAGUCUUUUUCUGUGUAUACAGACACACUCGUUGCUUUAUGUUGUGUGUGAAAUUUAUUUGACAGUAUGUGCACCAGAAAUGCACAAAAAUGCUUUUUAAAAAAAGCUUUUUAGUAGCACAUUUUAUAGCACCUUUACCAAUUGUGAAUCCACACGUUUUGCUCUUGUCUGUGCUUUUUACACAUCGAUCUAAAGUGAGUUUACAACUUGUCUGGAGCGAUGAUCAGUGCCGUAGACGCGCGCGUGGUGCGCAGCCGCAGGAAAGGCGCGUGGAGUCAGUCAGUGUCAGGGCGCUCCGAGGGACCACAGCUGGUUACUCUGCACGCACUCACGCUCAACCCGAGUGUUAUGCAUCCUUUUAAGCCAAAUAAGAAAGGGGAAAUACUUUCGCGCGGUGUUUCCCUGUCUGGUCAUCGUGUCUCAACCACGGGUGGUGGAUCUUUGUUGUGUUUGGUGUUUUUGAGGAAACUGUGAGGAUUACCGGAGCGCUCCAGUCUCCAGAAAUCAGCGGUGUGUUUGAGUUUCUCGUCCGGGAUGGCCUUAUCGCGCCAGGACUACAUUGCACCAUGGUGGACCUACUGGCUGCACAAUUUCCCGCAUCUUAAUUUUAAUUUCCAGACUGUUGAUAAAACUUUUCAACCAGAGGACGCCAGCUAUCAGCAGUCUCUGAUCUUCCUGGCCUGUGUGUCUGCGGUGGGUCUGGGCUUGAGCCUGAUGGUGCUCUCCGCGUAUCUGACCUGCCUGUGCUGCUGUCAUAGGGAAGAGGAUGAGGAAGUCAAAAGGCCAGACACCUGCUGUGUCACAUGGGCUGCUGUUAUCACCGGUUUGGUCAUAUGUUCAGCGGUGUGCGUGGGUUUCUAUGGAAACAGCGAAACUAACGAUGGAGUUUACCAGUUGACUUACUCCAUUUAUAAUGCCAAUCACACACUGGGUGGCAUUGGCAGUCUGGUGGGAAACUCAUUGGGUAGUAUGCAGGUUGGGCUGAAAGAACACCUGGAGCGGUUGGAUGAGAUAUUUUCUCCACAGGGAGACUACACCCAAACCUUGCGCUUCAUGCAGCAGAUGGCCAACAACAUUAUCCAGCAGCUGACAGCCAUGCCAGACACAAGGAAGGUGCAAGUGGUUUUGGCAGCCAUCGCGCAUAAAACUUCAUUCAUAGAGUACUACAGAUGGUUAACAUACCUGCUGCUUCUGAUUUUGGACCUGCUCAUCUGUCUCAUAGCAUGUCUGGGAUUGGCAAAGCAGUCUCGAUGGCUGCUCGCAGUUAUUAUGGUGUGUGCCGUACUGACCCUAAUCAUGAGUUGGGUGUCAUUAGGUGCGGGCACAGCCACAGCUGUGGGCAUCAGUGACUUUUGUGUCUCUCCUGACAAGUUCAUUGUCAAUCAAACCAAAGACUCCUUAAGUGCAGAUAUAGUGCACUAUUACCUUUACUGCAGCCAGAGUCUUCCCUAUCCAUUCCAGCAGUUUUUGACCGUCUUCCAGAGGUCUGUGACCACCAUGCAGAUACAGGUGCAAGGUUUGCUGCAGUAUUCUGCUGCAAUGUAUCCCACCGCAGAGAAAGAUCUUCUAGGAAUUCAACGGAUCUUGAACUCUUCGGAGUUCAAUUUGCACCAGUUUACCGCCCUGCUGGACUGCCGUAGUCUGCAUGAAGACUAUCUGGAGGCUCUUCUGGGCGUCUGCUAUGACGGCGUGGAGGGGCUCCUGUAUCUGUGCCUGUUCUCUCUGCUGGCAGCCUGUGCCUUCUGUGCCCUGCUGUGUGCCGUCCCACAUGCCUGGACCCUCAUCGCCAUCAGGGACAGGGAUUAUGAUGAUAUCGAUGAGGAGGACCCCUUUAACCCAUCGAGACGCAUCUCAACGUAUAACCCCAGCCGAGCUCAAGUUCACAGUUUCUGCAGCUACAGCAGCAGCAUGGGCAGCCAGACGAGUCUGCAUCCUCCACUGCCAGCCACGACCAGCACACCAGAGUACAUGAACCAGUCCAUGCUAUUUGAAAGAAAUCCUCGCUAUGAAAACGUCCCGUUGAUUGGGAGCGGUUCACCACCUCCAUCGUAUUCGCCCAGCACGAGGACCACUUAACUGUCUAUGACUGAUGCCCAAAUCAGACACUUCGGGACAGACUUCCAGAGGUACUGUAGAUUUCCUGGUUCCUCAUCCUCAAGGAGUCUACGGCAACAUGAGAUGCGUUCCUUUAAUAGGUCAAGUAGAUGAAGAUCUCUCAUCUCAUCUCAAAUGAGGACACCUGUGGAUGUUAAAGCCCAAAAUAUUUAAUCCAUCAAAGGGAGUUCUCAAAGACCGCAUGCCAUCUAGACAUUAAAGUCUCAUCUAGAAAAGCAAAGGGUACCUCAGAGGUUUGAGGGUGAGCUCUGACCAUGUAAAUAUUUGCUCAUUCACCUCAGGGGCUCGUCAGAUCAUUAAUAAAUUGUUUUCUGUGAUAGCAGCAAACUGGAUCAGCCUGGUGUUUGAGAAUCAGAAGAAGAUCUUAAAUGUUUUUGAUUAACACUUUAGCUUAGGACAUGCAAAUGGUGAUUAUAGCUGAAGAAAAUGAUAAAGAAAUUGCAUUGCAUUGCAUUUGUUCCUGUGGCUCAGUGGUAGAGCAUUGCGUUUGGAGCGCAAAAGGUUGUGGGUUCGAUUCCCAGGGAACACGUUAGGUAAAAAAUGCUAGCCUGAAUGCACUGUAAGUCGCUUUGGAUAAAAGCAUCUGCUAAAUGUAAAUAUAAAAUGCAUUUUACCACACAAAGGCCUUGAGCUCCAUUAUGAGCUGAUUAUGACUUUUAUACUGGUUAAAUAGACAGCAAAUGAUGUAGGAAUGCAUGAGGAACAAGGUGUUUUGUUGGUGCCUUUCUUUAAAUAUACUGUACUUCUAUGCUGUGAUGUGAUUUUAACUCAUAAAUGUCUGUAUUCUAGUAGUCAGUUAUGUCUGCUAUUCAUUUCAGACACAAUUUUAUCAGGCUCACGGCACUGAACAAAAAUAAAUAUUAGUGCUGUCAAACGAUUAAUCGCAUCCAAAAUAAAAGUUUUUGUUUACAUAAUAUGUGUGUGUGUGCUGU
Molecule: messenger RNA, 3057 nt
Organism: Cyprinus carpio (common carp)
Lineage: Eukaryota; Metazoa; Chordata; Actinopteri; Cypriniformes; Cyprinidae
Product: protein tweety homolog 2-like
Cellular component (GO): plasma membrane
Molecular function (GO): volume-sensitive chloride channel activity; intracellularly calcium-gated chloride channel activity
Source: RefSeq, a predicted model, not a curated record